AUGGAACGGUGGUUCAAAACGGGCUCCAUCAGACCUGAAAAUCGUCAGCCAACAACUGUUGAUCGAUCAAAAGAAAAUAACAAUAGUUGUAGCAAAAAUAAUUCCGUAGAGUUACAUUCGGAACAAGAUGUAUAUAGUUCUGCUUUAGAGUCUACGAUACCUGAUGUCGAAAUUAUGAAAGGAAACAAAAAACGAAAAUAUGACGAUUCAUAUUUAGACAUGGGAUUCACGAAAUUUUCCGAUGGACGUCCUCACUUAGACGACAUUUUGAAACUCAUCCCGACUCCACAAAUAAAACCAAGCUAUUUCAAAAGAAAAAGUGAUGAACUCCAUUCAACUCAGAAAACAUUUGUAUCUCAUGUAAAGACACAUUCCGAAAAAGCACUGAAAGCGUCGUACUUAGUAAGUUAUGAAUUGGCUCUUGCUGGCAAACCGCAGACUCUCGCUGAAACUCUUAUAAAACCACUAUUAGUAAAAGAUUUAUCAUACGAUGUUAAAGACACCAUAAUUUCUCGUAUCAGUCAAACAACAUUUUCGUUACAACUUGACGAAUCUACAGACGUCGUCGGAUUAGCUGUGAUAAUAACAUUUGUACGGUAUGAAUUUUCUGGUAUUUUUCAUGAAGAUAUUUUGUUCUGCAAACCACUUCCAUCCUCGACAAGCGGAAAUGGCGCAAAGGCCAUGGUGGGUAAUGUUGCUGGCGUUGUUGCAAGGAUCAAAAAAGUUUCAGCAAAUUGCACGAGUAGUCAUUGUAUAUUACAUCAACAUUCCCUCGCAACAAAAAAAAUGCCUGUGUUAUUAAAAUAA
This is a messenger RNA of Sipha flava (yellow sugarcane aphid), 807 nucleotides long. Its product is annotated as zinc finger BED domain-containing protein 5-like. The transcript has 4 exons. The record is from RefSeq and is a predicted model, not a curated record. NCBI's taxonomy places the organism in Eukaryota, Metazoa, Arthropoda, Insecta, Hemiptera, Aphididae. Bases 1 to 807 code for a protein of 268 amino acids.